Molecule: messenger RNA, 2885 nt
Organism: Hypanus sabinus (Atlantic stingray)
Lineage: Eukaryota; Metazoa; Chordata; Chondrichthyes; Myliobatiformes; Dasyatidae
Product: C3a anaphylatoxin chemotactic receptor-like
Exons: 2
Coding region: 135-1172 (345 amino acids)
Biological process (GO): phospholipase C-activating G protein-coupled receptor signaling pathway; complement receptor mediated signaling pathway; inflammatory response
Cellular component (GO): plasma membrane
Molecular function (GO): G protein-coupled receptor activity; complement component C5a receptor activity
Source: RefSeq, a predicted model, not a curated record
GGAGCGUCAGACAGUCUGAACUUGAGCCGCUGCGCAGGUCUUUGCUCAAGAUUCAUUCCUUCUGGUCGCAAGAGUUUUGGAUCUGAAUACCACUGCUCAGGAAGCUGAACUGAGGUGGAGAGCCCGGGGAAGCCAUGUCGCUCUCCAACGGUCACAACAAUUUGGGCAAACUCGCCGCCACUGGGAGCCACGACAUCAGCAACUGCAGUUCCGAGGGGACGGAAUGGUCAGAGCCAGCUGCCGCGCUCAAGAUUGUCUUCGCCCUCAUCGUCCUGCUGGGUGCCCCCGGCAACGGCGCCGUCAUCUGGGUGACAGGUUUCAACAUGGAGCGGAACGUGUACACGGUGUGUUUCCUCAACCUGGCGGUGGCCGACCUAUCCUACUGCCUCAUCUUCCCCAGCCUGCUGGCCUGCAGCUGCCUGCCCGGUUUCCCUUCCAGUGACAUAUUCUGGAGAUUGCUCCGAUGGAUCUUCAGAUUCCACAUGUCCGUCAUUGCUGUGUUGUUGACCCUGAUCAGUAUCGUGCGGUGCCUGUCCAUCACUCGGCCCGUCUGGUUUCAGUACCACAAGGGCCUGGUUUGGGUGCGUGCGGCCUGCUUCGGGGCCUGGGCCCUGGCCUCCCUCCUUUGUUUGCCUGAAUUCUUGCAUUUCUCCACUGAUUCGUAUUCGGGGGCAAAGAUCUGGGUUGCGUUUGAAGUAACUGGGAGCAUCCUGUCCUUCGGCCCUCCCCUCCUGAUCAUGGCCAUGUGCUACAUUUUGGUUGCCCGGACGGUGAAGGGGAAAAUGUUCCACAAAUCCAGGUACCUCGUUCAACUCAUCGUUACAAUGGUCUCCGUUUUCAUUGUCAGCUGGUUCCCCAUCACUGUUUGCGACAUUCUGUGGAAAUUAUCAGUAUGCAUUUCCAUGCAGUCUUUGUACCUCACUUUCUCCCUGGCCUCCUUGAACAGCACAGUCAACCCUGUCAUUUACGUCUUCUCCGGCCGUGACUUCCGCCAGGUCUUCAGGCGUUCCCUGGCCGCCACUCUCCGUCUGGCCUUCGCCGAGGAGAAGAUGGAAUUGGAGACUGAUCCUCCCAUCCCCACCGUUUGUGCGGUUUCUCCCCCCUCACAAGGGCACUUUAAUGACUGUGAUGUUGGACCAUCAGAAGCAGGGGGAGGUGGGGGGUGUUCCUAAUGGAUGUCUCUGUACAUAGUUAGUCCAACUUCCCCUUAGGCCUAAUGUUCCUGGAAAUACCCUCUUUUCAGCUUUUAGAUGUGCAUUACCUCAUUUUCCUGCAUACUUUUCAAACUUUUCUCAGGUCUCUACUCUGCCUUAGUCAGAGAAAACAGCCUAAAAUUUCCCAAACUCUCCUUAUACCUCAUGCCCUCUAAUCCGGGCAGCAUCCUGGUGAACCCCUUCUGCACCCUCCCCAAAGCCCCCACACUCUUCCUGUAACAGGAUGACGAGAGAUGCUGAAUGCCCCCUUUCAUCUCCAAUCGAGGCAGCAUCCUGGUGAACCCGUUCUGCACCCACUACAGAGCCCCCACAAAUCACUUGUAAGGUGGGGUAACCGGAAACAAGUGUUAAGCAGAAAUCAUGAUGUUCAUCAGACAGGAUUGUAGGGGGGAAAUGCUGAUGGAAUUAAUUCAGUAGUUCAAAUGUUGAGUUUAGUAUUAGUGAUUACACACAGUCCACAACCUGAAAUCCUGACUCUUCUUAAGAUGUCCACAGAAAACAGACAAAAUACCGAAAGAACCAAUGACAGAAAAUGAUAGAAAACCAAAGCCCCUCCUCCUCCCACUCACAAGCAGUAGCAAAAGCAUUGAACCUCCCCCCUCCCUCUCCCCCCGACCUGCUCCAUCAAGAGUAUCAAUCAUGUCCCUCACUCACCACCCAAGCAAGAGCAAAGCUCCUCGACACCAUGAACGAGAGUCCAAAGCACAGACGACUGCCCAUCCCAACACUCCCACAUCUGAGACGGGCUCCCUCUCCCAGUAACGAGGGAGCUAAAGGCACCGCUCCUGCCAUAGCACGAGGGAAGUCCAGCGGCUCGCUGCAAUCUGCAGCGUACCCCACUGUCUCGAUGCCACAGACCCCCGCGGUGCUCCAGUGAGUGUUACCGGGUGUGGGCUGACUGGUUGACUGAAGAUAGAAAAGUUUACGGGAUGCAGAUACAUUUCACGGGAUUAAAGCGGAGAAGAUAGACAUCCCAAUAAAAACCCUGCCUCACAUUUUCAAUGAAAUUAACUUUUACAUUAAAUACAUGCCAUCUCCUAUUGGAAAUUUCGACCCUAGGGCAAAGAUACCGGCUAAUCCGUGCCUCUCAGAAUCUUAUAAACUUCUGCCAGGUCUCCCCUCAGCACCUGCUCCAGAAAAAACCAACUCAAGUUUGUCCAACCUCUCCUUUUAGCCCACGCCUUCAUCCUUCCUUUAAUGGGAGCGAGUAGAACUGAAUGCAAUACUCCCGAGUGGUCUCUGUAAAACUUUAUACAACUGCAUCAUGUCAUUUAUAUUCAAUGCCCCGUCCAAAGCAGGCGAGCAGGCCGUAUGUCUUCAUCACCACCAUAUCUGGGGGCGGCACGGUCGGGUAGUGGUUAGCACGAUGCUUUACUGUACGUCUUCAUCAGUCCACUGUACAGGCCACUUAGAAUCAAUUUCCGCCGUCGCCCCCUGUAAGGAGCUUGUAUCCACGUGACAGCGUGGAUUUCCUCCAGGUGCUCCGGUUUCCUCCCACAAUCCAAAGAUGUACCAGUUGGAAGGUUAAUUGGAUUCUGGAAGAUGUCCUGUGAUUAGGGCGCAUGCGGAUCGAUCAUGCGGUGAAUUGAUUCGACCGCCUACGCGCGGGCUUUCGAGUCCAUAUGCUUUCGUUUCGGUGGGGCAGGUUCGGAUCUUCUGCACAGUGAGUUG